AUACAUCAAAAACGGCAGCAUAUAAAUACAGCGGUAGCUUAGCCACUUGUCUCAUAUUUUUAAUUCAAAAAAUUCAUGAAAAUUGAUAUUAAGGACCUGCAUUCAGUGCGCCUUUAAAAUGAAAUGUAUUAAACUGAAUAAUGGCUAUGAAAUUCCCAUCAUCGGAUUCGGCACUUACAAGUCGACCGAAGGUGAGGCCUACAAAAUUGUAAAGAAGGCGAUCGACGUCGGUUAUCGCCACUUCGACUGCGCGCACUUCUACGAGAACGAGGAUGAAAUCGGAGCGGCAUUCUCGGAGAAGAUCGCGGAUGGCACAGUGCGGCGCGAUGAUUUGUACAUCACGACGAAACUGUGGAACAACUUUCACGCCAAAGAGCUGAUCAUGCCGAUGCUAAAAAGUCAGCUGAAGAGCUUGCAAUUGGACUACGUCGAUCUCUAUCUCGUCCACUGGCCCUUUGGUUUCAAGAAAGACGCGGGUCUGUGGCCCAUCGACCAAGGUUCCGAGGCGUACAGCGACAUCGACUACCUGGAGACCUGGGAGGGCAUGGAAGAGUGCGUUCGUCAAGGUUUAGCGCGCAGCAUCGGCAUAUCGAACUUUAACACGGAACAAAUCGCGCGACUGCUGAACGUCGCGAAAAUUAAACCCGCCGUCAACCAAAUCGAAGUUAACCCCAACAUUAACCAGAAGAAGCUGAUUCGGUUUUGCAAGGACCGAGAUAUCGUCGUCACUGGGUACUGCCCUCUCGGCCGAAUGUACGCGUACGGUUCACAGGACAUACCGAAACCGACACUGCUCGACGAUCGGGUAAUCGCCAUCGGUGCUAAGUACAAGAAGACGGCUGCCCAAAUCAUUCUUCGUUAUCUGGUCGAUUUGGGAAUCACCCUCGUUCCAAAAUCGACGAAGCGAGAGCGGAUGAUCGAGAACUUGAACGUGUUCGAUUUCGAGCUGGAACCGUCGGACGUCGAGUACUUGGACUUGCUCGACAGGCACGUGCGGAUAAUCAUCUUCGAUGAGUUCAAGGAUCACAAAUACUAUCCCUUCAAUAUCGAAUAUUGAAAUACAAGCUUAUGUUGUUCAUUAUA
Molecule: messenger RNA, 1083 nt
Organism: Photinus pyralis (common eastern firefly)
Lineage: Eukaryota; Metazoa; Arthropoda; Insecta; Coleoptera; Lampyridae
Product: 1,5-anhydro-D-fructose reductase-like
Exons: 5
Coding region: 119-1057 (312 amino acids)
Cellular component (GO): cytosol
Molecular function (GO): aldose reductase (NADPH) activity
Source: RefSeq, a predicted model, not a curated record